CCAUGACAAGGUAUUGGCAGCGUGGGUCGGGGAGGUGCGGGAAGGUGAUGUCGUAAAGCUGAGUGUCGUAAACCAGGUGCGGAGAAGGGGAGGUGAAGGGGAGGGAGGGAAGAGGAGGGAGGGGGGGAGAGGGGGUGAGAGAGGAGGUGACUCUCCGGCAGCAUUUAGACACAGCGAAAGGAUCAUGGCGGAUGGCCCCAGGUGUAAGCGCAGAAAGCAGGCGAACCCGAGGAGGAACAACGUGACUAACUACAGCAAUGCGGUGGAGGCGGGCUCGGACUCGGAUGACGAGGACAAGCUGCACAUUGCGGAGGAGGAAGGAAGCCUGGCGGACGGGGCCGACUGCGACAGCACCCCGCCGGACGACAAGCACCCCAGGGAGCGCUGCUGGGACGGAGUGAAGGAGGAUUGCGCGUCGGACGCCGAGGAUGACGGGAGCACGGACGCCCUGGUGGAGGAGAUGCUGCAGCAAGGGGACACGGCCGUCAUCUACCCAGAGGCCCCGGAGGACGAGCCUCAGCGCCAGGGCACCCCCGACGCCGGCGUCCAUGACGAGAACGGAACUCCCGAUUCGUUCUCUCAGCUGCUCACCUGCCCGUACUGCGCACGAGGCUACAAGCGUUACAGCUCCCUGAAGGAGCACAUCAAGUACCGCCACGAGAAGACGGAAGAGAGCUUCAACUGCCCCGAGUGCAGCUACAGCUUCGCGUACCGCGCUCAACUGGAGCGGCACAUGACGGUCCACAAGGGUGGACGGGAUCAGAGACACGUCACACAGUCGGGAGGCAAUCGUAAAUUCAAGUGCACUGAAUGUGGCAAAGCAUUUAAAUACAAGCACCAUCUGAAGGAGCACCUACGCAUCCACAGCGGAGAGAAACCCUACGAGUGCUCCAACUGCAAGAAGCGCUUUUCCCACUCGGGCUCAUACAGCUCCCACAUCAGCAGUAAGAAGUGCAUCAGCGUCAUCUCAGUCAACGGCAGACCGCGCUCGGGGAACGCCAAAACCCAGACCCAGGGUCCGUCGCCGGCGCUGCCCACGUCACCCUCGGCCCUCCGCACCCAGAUCAGGGAGAAGCUGGAGCACAGCAAGCCCCUGCAGGAGCAGCUGCCACUCAAUCAGAUCAAGACCGAGCCAGUGGACUACGAGUACAAGCCGACGUUGAUAACACCCUCAGCCAUGGCCGCUAUGAACGGUGGGGUUUUCAAUGGAGGUGCUGCAGCUUCUCUGCAGGGCACAGUGCAGGCCGUGGUCCUGCCCACUGUGGGGCUGGUGUCUCCCAUCAGCAUCAACCUGGCAGACCUGCAGAAUGCUCUCAAAGUGGCCGUGGACGGUAACGUCAUUCGUCAGGUGCUGGAAAGCAAUGCCAAAGGCCAGGGGAACUCUGGGUUAACCACUGGAAUGCUCCAUCCCGCACAGCAGCAACUCAUCUCAGCCAUCAGUCUGCCCCUUGUGGGCCAGGAUGGAAAUGCAAAAAUCAUUAUAAACUACAGUUUGGACCCCAGCCAGGGCCAGCUCAUUGCCCAUAACCUGAAGAAAGAGCCUGAGCCCACCUCACCAGGCCAGACCACCACUGACACCUUUAAGUCCCAGAAACUCCCCGAGGAUCUAACCAUCAGGGGAGCCAGGCCCAAUGAAACUAAAGAAAAAGAGGAAAAGACCACUAAAACUUGUCUCCUGUGUGAUAACUGUCCCGGUGGGCUGGAAGCACUCCAUGCCCUCAAGCACUGCAAGAAGGACAGCCUCAGGCUGAAUGGAGCGGGCCUGGAUAAGUCUGAGUCUGCUGUCGCUGCCUUGCUGUCAGAGGGAGGUCUCUGUAACCAGCCCAAGAACCUCUUGUCCCUGCUCAAGGCCUACUUUGCUUUAAAUGCAGAGCCCACUAAGGACGAGCUGGCGAAGAUCUCUGACUCAGUCAGCCUGCCAACCCAUGUGGUUAAGAGGUGGUUUGACAAAAUGCAGGAGGGUCAGAUAUCACUGGGUGCCCCAACACCUCCCUCGGAGGAGGAGGACACCUGUGAAGCUAGCAGCGUGGUGUCUCUGGUCCCAGGGAAGGACACGGCCAAUAUGAGCCCUUCCGGGACCCAGGGCAGCCCGACACAAGCCACCCCAGCGGAGGUCAACGGCACUCACAGCACGCCGGCCUCUCCCUCACCACUAAACCUGACAGCUGGCGGUCCCAUCCCAGCCCCGCCUCCCCAGAGCACUGAGGGACCCCUAGACCUGUCGCUGCCAAAGCCCACCAGAGAGGAAGCGGAGAGAGUGGUGGCUAAAGCCCGCGUUUACCCCUCCCCUUCCUCCGGCUCUACCAAUGUGGAUGAACCCCUAAACUUAACUUGCACAAAGAAAGAGGCAUCGCCACUCUCAGCCAUGGGCGUCAGCCCCAUCGCACUGUACGCCAGCCAGCUAGGUGCCAAACCCCUCGACAUUGUGACCACAAUGCAAUGCCUACGGGCACUCGCCACUAACAGCAAACAUACUAUCCUGAUCCCCCAGCUGGCUUACACCUAUACCACUACAGCAAGCAGCCCUGCUGGGACCGAGAUGCAGGAAACCAUCCACCUCAACGGAGUGAAGGAGGAGAAGCAGGACACGGGCUCAGAGGGCGUGUCCACCGUGGAGGAGCACAACGACUCCGACUCGGGCCCCGCGCGGAAGAAGAUGAAGAAGACGGACGGCGGCAUGUACGGCUGCGACCUGUGCGACAAGAUCUUCCAGAAGAGCAGCUCGCUGCUGAGACACAAAUACGAACACACAGGGAAGCGACCUCACGAGUGCGGCAUCUGCAGCAAGGCCUUCAAACACAAGCACCACUUGAUCGAACACAUGCGUCUCCACUCGGGGGAGAAGCCGUACCAGUGCGACAAGUGCGGCAAGCGCUUCUCACACUCGGGCUCCUACUCCCAGCACAUGAACCACCGCUACUCCUACUGCAAGAAGGAGACGCAGGGCCAAGGCGGAGGCCGGGAGAGCCCCGAGGAGGACGCCGAGGCCCGGGCCGAGAUGGAGGCACUGAGCCGGCUGGAGCGGCUCCUGGCGCCCUCCCAGCUGGACCUGGACGAGCGAGGGAGCAGCGCAAGGGAGGACGAGGAGAGUGAGGAGGAGGAGGAGGAGGAGGAGGAGGAGGGCGCGGUGGACAUGGAUGACAUCCAGGUGGUGCAGAUAGGAGACGAAGGAGGGGAUGAGGAGGAGGAGGAAGAGAGGAAUGAGGAGGAGACGGAAAUAAGGAAUGAGGAGGAGAUGGAGAGAGGAUUGGUGGAGGACGGAGAAGAGGAGGAGAAGACAGUGAUGGAGGCUAAAGAACAAGACGAGGAGGCUGACUCAAGGCGGGAGGAGGUGCUCGAGAGCAUUCAGGAAGAGGAGGAUGCCAAGGAGGAGGAAGAGAAGGCGAUGGAUGCAGAGGAAGGGGUGACGGAAGAGGGGAAAGCAGAGGUGGAGGUCACAGAGGGGAGUGGAGGCGAAACAGACACUGUUUCUGGAGAGCAGAACCAGACGCUGCAGGAGAAAGGAGACACUGACUGAAAGAGGAAUCCGACUCCUCCACGAGACACAAUCAGAUUCCUCCUCCCCCCCCCCCCCCCGUGCGGAGGAAGAACGCAGGAGAUGAUGUCCGGUCACUCUGACAGUCCGUUUCAGUUCACUACUGUGUAGAAAUCCAGGUGUGCCUGAAAAAAAAUACUAGUGACUUUUCCGCAGGAGAGCGGUUUGUUGCUGUCCGAAAAAAUCAAUUUGUAAAGAAAAAGAUGAAGACGAACUCAAAUUUUAACAAACGAAGGAAAUGCAUUAUACAGACUUUGGAAGCUAGAGCCGACACGUUUUAGAUAAUGUUUUAUUACUAAAACACCUUGGGUCAUUUCUUUUUAUCAGUGUUACUAAUUUUAUCACUCAUAUUUUAACCUUUAAAAGCUGUACAGUUGGGAGAUAUUUCUAUACCUUUUUAUUGCCAAUGAACAAAAAAAAAAAGUCAGUAUUUUAUUAAGUUGGACGUAAAAUAAGACAAAUCCUGUGCACUACAAGUGGCUUGGUUUACCUAUGGAUCGAGCAGUUGAGUUGUGUUGUCCACCCUUCAGUAUUACCGCACUAGAUAUAGCACGCCAUCACGCCAGCAGAUGUUAGCAUUACAUUUCUUUUUUGAUAUUCUUUUGAUUGAGCCUUAAUUGAGCCUUAAGAAGAAUAACAAGGGAGAGCGGAUGGGUCUAUUCAGUCAUUUACUUCCUUUUAGACUCAUUGUUGUCAAAGUUUCUUUUACAGAUCAGUGUUUUAUAGUUAACAGUUUGACAUUUUGGGAAAUAAAACUGGUUCUUUUCUUUGUGAGAGUUAGAUGAAAAGAACCCACAUAUGUGUCCGAUAAUUAUACAGCUACAGCCAGCAGCUGCUGAACUUAGCUUAGCUUAGCUGAACUUAGUUUAUCCUGGCUUAGCUAAGUUUAGCUUUGUAUGAGGACCAGAACAGAGGGGAAAAGGCUAGAUAAAGCUAAAGCUAACACUACUAAAGCUGCCCAGCUACUGUUCCACACUCCAGUCCAGUAGGUGGCAGUGAUGCAUGCUGGACUAUUUCUGACUUUUGCCCCCAGUGUGUAGUAGUUAUGCUAAAUGAGGCUGAUCAUGUCCUGGCUUCAGCUGCAUAUUUACAGACAGAUAAGUGUGUAGUAUUAUUCUCAUCCAGAAAGUAUUUUCUUAAAAUGUGGAACUACUGCUUUAAGUGUUCAGAGCGAGCAGAAAGGUGAUCAAGAGACCUGUCUGGCCCUCCCUACGCCUACCCCCUACUUCGAGCCAUAUGCAAAAAACAAACAGAAUCAAACUAAACAAGAGAAACAUGCAUAUCAAAAGUGCCAUUGAAUAUUGCUAUUGAAUCUUAGCAGCUAUGAUCGGGUAUUGCCGGGUCCCAGAUCGACCAAUAAACCGGAAUACUGUUGACUUUGGCUCGCCACCACACCUGAGCGCGUAGAGCUAGUUCUACCGCGUAUUCAUGUACCCUAGAUUUUAGAGAAGUUGCUUUUUAGUUCUAAUCUGAGCAGCUAAAAGAGUUAUGAUGCACAUGCGUUCAAAUGGAUGAUGAAGUAUGAGUUGUAAUUGCUAACUGUGUCCUGCCUUUUCAAAGCUCAUUCAGUGCACUUGUUUAACACACCAUGAAACGCUCAGAUGUCUCUUCAGGUAACAAAAUGUAGGCAAACAUGAAUCCCAGGAGUGUCACUCAAUGAUGUUUUUACCUGUCAGUAUUAUUUUUUUGUCUCUUAUGUUGUUUCAUGUUCUGGUUCCUUGUGUGUACUGUAUGUUUUCCACUAUGGCAGUAUUAUCCCCACCCCCAAGGAGAUGGGUAUGUCUGUUUAGUCAUAGAGAACUUUUAUAUUUAUGUGUCUUAUUUUUUAUAUUUCUUUAUGGUUAUUUAUUACACGAUGUAGUGUACAAGACUGUAGUUUGUAUUAAUACGAUAAUAUAUUUUAGUAUGGAAAACAAAGGCAAAUAACUACGAGCCUGGAAAUAUGAGACUCCAGCGUACUGAAGUAUGUUUUUCGAUCAAAUAAAAUGUUUUGCGAGAAAACG
Anarrhichthys ocellatus (wolf-eel) is the source of this 5538-nucleotide messenger RNA. RefSeq names its product zinc finger E-box binding homeobox 1b (gene zeb1b). Gene Ontology annotation, molecular function: DNA-binding transcription factor activity, RNA polymerase II-specific; RNA polymerase II cis-regulatory region sequence-specific DNA binding. The transcript has 9 exons. NCBI's taxonomy places the organism in Eukaryota, Metazoa, Chordata, Actinopteri, Perciformes, Anarhichadidae. Bases 185 to 3517 code for a protein of 1110 amino acids. Gene Ontology annotation, biological process: anatomical structure development; regulation of transcription by RNA polymerase II. The record is from RefSeq and is a predicted model, not a curated record.